GGGUUUUCAGAUCCUACAGUAGUCAUCUCUGUUCAACUAAUAUCAGUUACAUUAAUAUCUAAUAUCAAGCGUGUUAUUUUUACUCCAUAGCCGAAUGUGAACUUAAAUGAAGUCACCAGUCGAACAGAUUGGGCCACACUUACGGCAAAAAUAUACCGUUAGGAAUAAUCCAGACCAAUCAGUCUUUUAACCUUAUCCUCAAAGACUGAAAUUUGAACGGUCAUGUAUACAAUACAAUUCUUAACGUCACGGCAAAUAUUCAAGUGAGGAUGUGACGGACUUUUAUCCAGCUAUUUGUCUUGUAAAACUCGUUAUGUCGCUGGAUCCAAGCAAGGAAGUCCUCGUUAAGCCAUCAAACAUAGUUUUUCACUAUUCAACUGAAGGCACUUGCAACACAUGCCAAGUGUUGAUUGUUAAUAAAUCAGCAAGAAUACUGCGCUUCAAAGUUUUAUCUACAGCACGUUCCAAGUAUUUACUAUCAGUAUGCAAGGGCGUUUUAAAGUCUGGUGAAUUUGUUGAAACAGAUAUUUCAGUUUCCGGAGUUUCAAUAACGGAUGAUACAAAGGACUUUUUCAAGAUCCAGUUUUUCGAUUCAUACGAUGGCUCCGCUUUUUGUGAGCACUAUAUAUGUUCAACUAUUUCACGUAACCCGUCUCAUAAUGUUGCCAUCCAAGAUUCAGACUCAUGCAGCACCUGGCCCAGUCGUUAUCAUGAUGUUGGUUUGUCUACCUCAAGCUUAAGAACAGCAUCUUUAUCACGAGCUUUUAGAAGCCUUACUGAGUCAGAAAAUCGCCCUAUUGCUUCUAAAACAUACUCAUCAUUGGAUCGUACGAAAUGUGUGGGUCUCUCCAACGUAUUCUCUACAGUCAAAGCACAGAAAAAUAGAUCAAAAUCAAGUACGUUAACAAUCUGUCGUGGCACCAGUGAUAGUCAAUCAGAAAACUCCAGAACAAGCAUCAUUCUGCUUCAUAAUCUACUUUAUAAUUCCUUAUUUAUUCUAAGUUUGAUUGUUUGCUUAUUUGGAAUUUUAUUACCGUUCCUUCCAUAUGAUUGUAAAUUAUGGUUAUUGUCAAAAGUACUUCAUGAGCGAUGGAAGAUUAAUUAUAUUACUACUACUCCAAGUUCAUUGACUUCUCCAUAUCAUUCACAAAACGUUCAUGAUCAUUCUCAAUCUUAUAAGCAAAGUUCUGGAGCCACUUAUUCAUCGACAACUGAAUGUCCUACAGGGGAAAAUCCACCAAAAGAUGAGUUUAAUCGUCACACUCGUCUGGCAUUCUUUGCUUUCAAGAGUGCAUUGCGUAGUAUUUGCAGAGCAAUAAUUGCUUUAGAUCCGUUAGUCGCAGUUGCUAAUAUAUCAUGGUUUUGCUUAGGCUUGUUACUUAUGUAUCAUUGGAUAAAAAGAAGGUAAAACCGAACAAGAAAUGCACAACUGAUACCUUAAUCCGAUCAGAUGUCGGAAAACCAGGGAAACCUUUGUUAUUGAUUUAGUAAUAUAACUAAUAUAAAAGAGAGAUAUCAUCUUCACGAUCUCUAGAUGUUUGCAAAGUUUAUCCAGAUUUACAAAAUGACUUCAUCCUUGUCACGUCAUUCUUGCUUUUUAUUUUUCUGCUGUUUCCAUUAUCCCUUUCUUUAUUCAGUUUAUGUAAAGCACUGUUUUUGAUUCGAUUAUUCCUUCAUCUAGUGUACCUAUUUUUUGUAGAACACUUGAUUUCCUACUUUCAUUGAUAUUGUGACUUUUAUCCUUAAGAAAACGUUCCCUUGCUUGUCAGCGACUGUUCAUUUAGUACAAGUUUCAUGAUUUCUAUAAUUCCACUAAAUUUUUAUGGAAACAUUAAGUUACUUACUGGUUAGAUAUGAUUUAUAUAUAUAUAUAUAUAU
Molecule: messenger RNA, 1878 nt
Organism: Schistosoma rodhaini
Lineage: Eukaryota; Metazoa; Platyhelminthes; Trematoda; Strigeidida; Schistosomatidae
Source: the annotation of a GenBank genome assembly